Nanorana parkeri is the source of this 528-nucleotide messenger RNA. RefSeq names its product gamma-crystallin 1-like. The transcript is spliced from 3 exons. Gene Ontology annotation, biological process: visual perception; lens development in camera-type eye. The record is from RefSeq and is a predicted model, not a curated record. Lineage: Eukaryota; Metazoa; Chordata; Amphibia; Anura; Dicroglossidae. The coding region runs from base 1 to 528 and encodes 175 amino acids. Gene Ontology annotation, molecular function: structural constituent of eye lens.
AUGGGUCAAAUUGUUUUCUACGAGGACAAAAACUUUCAGGGCCGCUCCUAUGAGUGCAACUCUGAUUCCUCUGACUUGUCUACAUACAUCAGUCGGUGUAACUCUAUUCGAGUUGAGAAUGGAAACUGGAUUCUGUAUGAACAUCCCAACUACAGAGGACACCAGUACUUCCUGAGGAGGGGAGAAUAUCCUGACUUCCAGCAAUGGCUGGGUUACAAUGACUUUAUUAGAUCCUGCCGCUUGACCCCACAGCACCGUGGACCAUUCAGGCUUAGAUUGUAUGAAAAGGAAGAAUUUAAAGGACAGAUGAUGGAGUUCACUGAAGACUGUCCUCAUGUCUUUGAGCAGUUCCGCUAUAAUGACAUCCACUCCUGCCAUGUGCAAGAUGGAUAUUGGAUCUUUUAUGAGGAGCCUAACUACAGAGGACAUCAGUAUUACCUGAGACCUGGAGAGUACAGAAGAUAUAGCGACUGGGGGGCAUCCAGCUCAAGAAUUGGUUCCUUCAGACGAGUCCAAUACCUUUAUUAA